CCCGUUUUAAACCCCCCAUUUUGCUCCCCUUGAUUUUUGAUCGAAGUCGAAUACACAGCUCUGUCAUCAAACAUUAUUCUCUCAUCGUUGAGCACAACAGCCAACAUGGUCUGCAACGAAUGUCGUGAUAUGCUCCAGUCGCAGAAAGGCCGAACCUGGAAAGGAACCUAUGAUUUGAGAUACAGACUUGAUGUAACAGUGAUUACUCUUGAGCAGCGGUCUGCCGGUUGCGUAAUCUGCAGAUCCCUCUGUGAGGGGUUGAAAGAGCAUCUCAAGAACACAGCAAGUAGCGGCUCUGGCCGUCGAGACUCAUCACCGGCGGCGCCACAAGCAGAUACAUCAACUGAUUGCCAGAGUCUUGCAGCCAUCUCUAAACGUUCUUUGGAGAUCGCAGCAUCCCUUUACUUUCACCAGGAUAAUUUUGGUACCAAGGGAAAGGAGGAAACGGCCAAGCAUCUUUACCGACUAGAUGUUGUUUUGCAGGAACCUUCCAAGGACAGAGAGCAAGUACAUAGCUCUGGUUCUGUUCAAGUGAAGCGUACCUUCUUUCUUGAGAAUCCGAAAACUGAAGUCGCCGGCUUGAUAUCAAGCGCUUCACCCCGUACCUCGUCAAAAGAGGUUUUUGAUACCAUUAUGGGAUGGAUGCAGCAGUGCAAGUGCACCGUCGAUGGACCACCGACGUUCUAUCCCGCUCGUCUUAUCAGCCUGAAGGCCCUGAAGGGCGAAUUUAGAUCAUUCGAGGCAAGUCGGGAAGCAACGAGCGCCCGACCGGACGUGCAGGUCAAGCUCGUGGACACAAAGGGGUGGUUGUUGAAGAAUCGUACGAAGUCGCCAUCUGCACCUCGAGAAAACGACAAAUAUGUGACUCUGUCACAUUGCUGGGGUUCCGGCGCCGUUAAGCCAGAACAUCGGUUGACAUAUCUCACCGAACAAGGCCUCCGUCGAGGAAUCUCUGUUGACAAGUUGCCCAAAACGUUUCAGGAAGCGAUCUUCUUUGCAGCUCUCAUCAAAGGUGUUGGUUACAUCUGGAUUGAUUCCUUGUGCAUCCGGCAAAAGCCAGAGGGUGAAGAAGAAGGAGCAGAAGUUGCUGCUGCCCAGCGCGACUGGUUACAUCAAUCAGCAGAUAUGGACUUGGUAUACAGCGCGACCUACCUCAACAUAUCUGCCACCGCCUCGGAUAGUAGUGCCGGAGGGCUUUUCAGAAACCGCGAUCCUGCCAUGCUCAAAGCGGAAUCCGUGAUGCUCAAUAUUGAAGGCCUUCCAGGUGUUUACAUACCCGACACCGAGAAGAUGUCGACGAAUGCCAUUGGCUCUGUGGAAGUAAGAGCCCGAGAUACUGGGAAAGAUCCCAACCUCUACCGGCGCGAGUGUACCGUCCUUGAUCCCACCUUCUGGACAGACAGAGUGGACAAGGCUCCGGUCAACAAGAGAGGAUGGGUUGUUCAGGAGAGAAUCCUGUCUCCAAGGGUAUUGCACUUCUGCGAGGACCAGGUAGCGUGGGAAUGUCUAGGUUCAAAUGGCUGCAAGGGCUUUGACUUUGCUGAAGGACAACCGCUUGGUCUGUCAAACUUCCAGCUCACUGAACGCGGCAUCGUGGAAGCCCUACGACUCAAAGCCGUCCAUUUCGAACACAGCCUGUCGAGGCCACAGGAGUCUCAAUCGCCAAUAGAUCAGAGCAAUGACAACGCAGUACACUCAUCCAGCGCCCAAGAGCGAGCGCUCAAAGAGUGGGCUCGUAUCAUCGAGACGUAUUCCAAGACGUCCCUGACGAACCCAGAAGACAAAUUGAUCGCCCUCUCUGGUAUGGCAAAGAACAUGUUUAAGGAAAUAUACAGCGGGCAAAGAAGCACAGGAAGUCAGUAUGUUGCCGGCUUAUGGGGUAUUCGCCUCGAAAGUCAAUUGUUGUGGUAUGUAGAACCCCUGUUCGACCCGAUCAAAAAUACUUUCUCGAAUCCAGCUCGCUCGCCGGAAGAGUGGAGCACGAGAGGGUCGAAGAAGUACCGUUCUCCUUCCUUUUCGUGGGCUGCUAUCGACAAUCCCGAUCGCGGCAUUGUGUACGGCGACACCACCCUCCGAAAGUUGUUCAUAGAGGUCGAAGAGAAUGGAGUGACCUUGAAAACCGACCCGAAGAGCGCAUUUGGUCUUCUCCAUGACGCGUCCAUCACGCUGCGCUGCAAGCUUCGCAAAGCCAUCAUCCAGAAGCAGAAGACUGGAACAGCCCGCUAUAUCUGGCAUUUAGAUCAUCGCGAUGAAGCAAACGCGGAUCUUGAUGAAGAACCACAUACCAAUGUCUACCUAGACUGUUUUGAACGCGACGAAAAGGCUUGUGUCAAUCCACAUGGUAGGAGGAAAAAGAAGGUCUACGUAGUCCCUGCUGCCAUCAACCACGGUGGUGAGAUGGUAUGUCUUAUUCUGCGACUGGUCGAUACUGAACAGGCUCUCUACCGACGGGUUGGUCUUACGAAGUUGAGUCCUUUCAUGGACAAAUUGGCAAUGCAGGGAGAACAGGGAGCACAGGGCGCGAAACACAAAAUUCUCCAAGUCCUUGAUGGGGACAUCAAGGAGCCGCACAAAGGCUACGAAGGAGGCAUGCAUAGGAUACAUCUCAUUUAA
Molecule: messenger RNA, 2613 nt
Organism: Aaosphaeria arxii CBS 175.79
Lineage: Eukaryota; Fungi; Ascomycota; Dothideomycetes; Pleosporales
Product: HET-domain-containing protein
Exons: 2
Coding region: 106-2613 (835 amino acids)
Source: RefSeq, a predicted model, not a curated record